AUGGACCUUGGCAUGCUGGGAAUUCAGGAAAAUCGUCCUUCCCCACAGAGUAGGGAGAAUGUGGAAAACAGUCCUAAAGGGAGUAGCUCAGGAGUGAGCUGCUCUAAUCGACGCUCUGCGAUUCCGACUCCAAGAGAUUCAACAACACCUGGUAAAGAUAAACCUGUCCGAGAGCGGUUCCGUAUACCUCCUGGCAAGAAGGCAGCUGCUUCAGUCGGCUGUGACACUGCGGCUCCAACACGACCACUUCCAACAGCUUUAAGAAUCAGAACCCAGGGUGAAGAAAGUGUUCAAGUUCGGCUCGAGACUCAGAUUAAAGAACUGUUGGCAGAAGCCAAGACUAAAGAUUUUGAAAUCAGUAAAUUAAGAUGUGAGCUGAACCAUCAACAAAAUAAACAUGAAAAGAAUGAUCUGGAAGAGUUGUCGGGGUUUCCUGGCAAAGUUGAAUCACAAAUAAAAACGCUGGAACAAAAAAUCCAGAUUCUCCAAAAUGAGCUCGAGGAGACGCGGGCAGAGAAACAGAUCUUACAGGAACAGCUCCUCACCCUGGAGCACCACAGAGAAGGUGUCCAGUCUGUGACCGAGGGUAACUCGCUGAGUUUAGAAGUCUCCCUCUAUAGUGAUCCCAGCAGCAGCCUCUGUACCCCAUCGUCGUUGGAAAGUACCAGGAAUCAAACUAGAGAAUCAUUCGAUAACACCCUCCUGGCUAUCAAUGGGGGGAGAUCUCUCAGCUCAUUCCCCAACAUGAGCAGUGUGACCCCCUCUCCAGAUUCAAAAGACCGUAACAGAGUUUUUAACCCCUCUCUCAUUAGCACUAAUAGUGUUGAAGGCAAUAUCAGCUCCAGUGAGGAACCUCUGAAGUGCACUGGCUCAGUGUCAGUAGAUUGCCUUGCUGAAAAGCUGCUUCAGAUGGAAGAGAAACAGCAUUGUACAGCAGAAGAGCUACAGGCGACCCUACAGGAACUAUCUGACCAGCAACAGCUUGUUCAGGAACUGACAGCUGAAAACGAGAAACUGCUAGAAGAGAAAGCCAAUCUGGAAAGUUCCUUCCAGCUCCAGCAGGAGAGGCUCCAGCAGCUGAUCAGAGAGAAGGAGGAACCGGUGAGCCCAUUGCAGGAGAGUCUGCAAGUGAACAGAGGGACAGAGCUGGCUGAUAGUGUGCAGCCACAUGAGGGGAAAUUGUUUACAACACAACAGUCAGUCAGUAAUUACCGGACUUUGCAGGAGAAGCCAGGAACUGAAGUCCAGCUGGAAAGUCUCCGAUAUGAGGUCAGAACGCUACAGAAACUGCUGAAAGCAGAGCAGGAACAUAAUGCUUCACUCACAGGUUCACUGGCUGAGAGCCAGACUAAAAAUACUGGGCUGAGAAAUCAGCUGAAGAAACACAAACUACUGGAGCUGGAUAAAGAUGCAGCUGUAAAUGUCAAGCUGGCUCAGUCUGACAGAGAGCAAGUGGAACGUGCAGCACUGAGCCACAACUCGCUACAAGCAACCAAUGCAGGCACUCACCUGCACAACCCCUCAGCAAAGGCGCAGUCUGAACAGGACAUAUCACAGCUUGAGGAACCGUGUCUCCCUGCAGACAAGCUACAGGGUGAGACAAGAAACAGAGAAUCAGAAAUCAAAGACAUGAAAGAAACCAUCUUCGAACUGCAGGACCACGUGGAGCAACUUCAAGCAGUCCAAUUGCAUAACAACAAGACCAUCCUGGACCUUGAAGGGAAAGUGAUGACUUUAGAACAGCAGAAACGGGAAUUGGAGAAGCAACUUAAGAUGUCUAACAAAAAAAUGAAGGAGGAGGCUGAGGAGUGGCAUCACUUUCAGGCAGACCUGCAGACGGCUGUGGUGGUGGCUAACGAAAUCAAGUGUGAGGCACAGCAGGAGAUCCACGUUCUCAAGAGGAAGCUGCAGGAGGCAGAGCAGGGAAUGGAGUUACUGCAGCAGGAGCUGGAGGACCUGAGGGGUAACAGGUCUGAUCCUUCCCAAGUGUGAAGCAAAUCUGAGCCGGUGACCGAGACCCAGGAGCAGCUCCUGGAUUAGGGACCGGAGCUCAGGAGAAAUUUCUGAAACUCCGAGUCCGGCUACCUGGACACUGGCCACAAGUUUCGUUAAGACUGUUGGAAGGGGUAUCCCAGGAACCAGAGCCCUGUCUGUGUGAACAUGGAUCUUUCACAGUGGGCUGUUGUGAUCUGGAAUGCGCUGCCAGAAAGGGUGGUGGAAACAGAUUCAAUAGUAACUUACAAAUGGACAGCAGAUAAACACUCAAAGGAAAAAUAUGCAGGGUUCCAGAGCAUGAUGGAGGGUGCAGACCUAAUUAAACAGAUGUUCAGAGAGCUAACUUGGGCACAAUGGGCUGAAUGUCAUCCUCUUAUGCCUUUUGAUCUUAUAAUAAAUUAAGAGGUGGACCUGAUCUCAGCAGCUUCACUUCAUCCCUCAAUCCUC
Molecule: messenger RNA, 2442 nt
Organism: Chiloscyllium plagiosum (whitespotted bambooshark)
Lineage: Eukaryota; Metazoa; Chordata; Chondrichthyes; Orectolobiformes; Hemiscylliidae
Source: RefSeq, a predicted model, not a curated record